This is a messenger RNA of Plasmopara halstedii, 180 nucleotides long. RefSeq names its product Cytochrome oxidase subunit III and related proteins. Bases 1 to 180 code for a protein of 59 amino acids. The transcript has 3 exons. The record is from RefSeq and is a predicted model, not a curated record. Gene Ontology annotation, molecular function: cytochrome-c oxidase activity. Lineage: Eukaryota; Oomycota; Peronosporomycetes; Peronosporales; Peronosporaceae. Gene Ontology annotation, cellular component: membrane.
AUGUGUACAUGGUUUAGAGACAUUGUUAGAGAAGCUGUAUAUGAAGGUCAGCAUACUAAACAAGUACAAUUAGGUUUACGAAAUGCACCUACCCCUGAAAUUGGCUCUCUAUGGCCACCACAACUAUCACGUGGGCUCAUCAUUCAAUUGUUUUUGGUGAUCGAAAAAAUGCAAUUUUAA